This is a messenger RNA of Ipomoea nil (Japanese morning glory), 1208 nucleotides long. Its product is annotated as peroxidase P7-like. Lineage: Eukaryota; Viridiplantae; Streptophyta; Magnoliopsida; Solanales; Convolvulaceae. The transcript has 5 exons. Gene Ontology annotation, molecular function: heme binding; peroxidase activity. Bases 110 to 1069 code for a protein of 319 amino acids. Gene Ontology annotation, biological process: response to oxidative stress; hydrogen peroxide catabolic process. The record is from RefSeq and is a predicted model, not a curated record.
CAGAAGCCGUCUGCGAUUACUGCCACUUUUAGCCAUUCAUACACCUGCGGCCAUGAGAAGAUAGCUCAUAGCUGCACUCCGAUCCAUCUUCGACUAUCCAAUACUAAUAAUGGCGGCUGCGGCGGCGGAAUUCCGCCGCUUCUCAUAUCUUCUGCUCAUCAUCUUCAACCUUCUUCUCCUUCCCUUCAACUCAUCAUCAGCUUAUCAUCUCUCCAAACAUUUUUACUCUAAAACAUGCCCUAACGCUCUCUCCACUAUCAAAACCGCCGUCCACAAUGCCGUCAACUCCGACCCCGGCACGGCUGCCGCCUUGCUGCAUCUCCAUUUCCGUGACUGCUUCAUUAACGGAUGUGAUGGAUCAGUCUUGUUAGUGAACACCACUAAUCCGAUGGUUGCUCCACCCCGAGGUCUUAAUGUGAUAGUCGAUAUUAAAACUCAGCUCGAAGAACUUUGCGUUGGUGUUGUAUCUUGUGCUGAUAUUCUUACCCUUGCGACUAGAGACGCAAUUGUGGUGAUUGGUGGCCCUAGUUGGAGUGUUUCAUUAGGUAGAAGGGACUCAACCACCCCAUCUAAAGAUGCUGGCAGUACCAUCAUUCCUGGACCAGCUUCCAAUCUAACUCACCUCAUUUCCUCCUUUGCUAACAAAGGUUUUACUGCCAGGCAAAUGGUUGCUCUCUCAGGAAGUCACACGAUUGGAAAGGCUCAUUGUGCUGCUUUUCGAAACCGUAUCUACAACGACAGCGAUAUAGAUGCAUCAUAUGCAGCAUGGUUACGAUCAAAAUGUCCACAAAGUGGAGGUGACCUAAACUAUGUUCCACUUGACAUCACCACUCCGAUCUUAUUUGAUAAUGCUUACUUUAAGAAUUUGCAAAGUCAAAAGGGGUUGUUGCACUCUGAUCAACAAUUGCUUAGCAGUGGAUUCACAAACUCCAUAGUCAAGGAGUAUAUUUCACAUCCUUCCAAGUUUGCAAACGACUUUGCUGAAGCUAUGGUGAAAAUGAGUGAACUCAGCCCGCUCACCGGGACUAAUGGGGAGAUCAGAAGGGAUUGUAGAAGGAUGAAUUAUUAGUGGAUGGAUGGAAACACAAGUUUUCAAUAUUAUGGGUGAUCGAUGUGAGUGUUAGUUCACUCUACUCUUCCUUAAAUACAUUUGUCGCACAAACUAAGAUAUUUUUAUUAAGUUGAGUAUAUCAUGAAAAUAUUGAAUA